UAUUCGAGAUUUGUAUAUUAUCUGCCGUCACAGCAAAAUGGUAGAGGUGAAUGUCAGGUGGUGGGCUGUAGUGGUGGUGGUUGGCGUGAUAGCCUCUGGUGGCUGUGGACGACUAUUACAAUACCAUCAGCAACAGGCCCAAAAGGAACACCAGGCAGAACCUGUAAAAGAGCAGCAACAACAGGAGAAACAGGAGCAACAGACUCGCCGUCAGAGCCUUCCCAACAUUGUGGUGCUAGUGGCAGACGAUCUGGGUAUCGGGGACCUUGGGUGCUAUGGCAACACCACUAUUAACACUCCCAACAUCGACAGGUUGGCGCGUGAUGGGGUCCGGUUGACGCACCACCUGGCAGCUGCUCCUCUCUGUACUCCCAGCAGGGCCGCUCUCCUCACCGCCCGCUACCCGGCACGCUACGGCUUAGUUGGCGAAGACGGAACACCGCCGGAGAUCAUGCAUGUUGCCAGUAGAGUGGGUCUGCCAGUUGAGGAAGUGACACUGGCAAAGGCACUGUCUAUGGUCAACUACACCACUGCAGCCAUUGGUAAGUGGCAUUUGGGUCAGAUGUGUGGAGCGUUCGGGCGAGGGUGUCUGGGACCCAAACGUCACGGCUUCCAGUAUUUCUACGGUCUGCCCUUUACACUGGCACCUGAGGCAGCUGGCUCCCAUCCUUUCUGGAUAUUCCCUCUAGAUGAUCCUUUCUACCAGAGCAUAACUGCAGGCUGCUUGGCCAGCACGGUGGUGAUCGCUGUGGGUUGGUGGUGGUACAAGUGGCGACGCCUCGUGCUGGGCUUGUUCGUGGUGGUGGUGGUGCUGGCGGGGGCUAUCAGCUGGUUCCUCCGUACACACUACCGCCUCUACACCCAGUGGUGGUGGCAAGUCUCGCCGUGGAUGAUACAGCACCUGAACUGUAUAGUGAUGCAGGACGGGGUGGUAGUGGAGCAGCCACUGGUGCUGGAGGGACUCUCUCAGCGACUCGUCAGCCAUUCCCUCAGGUUCAUCGCUAACCACACCACCCACGGUCGCCCCUUCUUCCUGUACCACGCCUUCGCCCACGUCCAUACACCCAUGUUCACACUACCAAGCAUGGCUGGACGCAGCAGGCAUGGCAGGUACGGGGAUAACGUGGAGGAGAUGGAUGCUGGCGUGGGGAAGAUCCUGGAUGCUCUCACACGCCACAACCUUGACAACAACACCAUUGUUUACUUCGUGUCUGACCAUGGCGCCCACCUGGAGGCCAUAGCCCCGGACGGCCAGCGUACAGGAGGAUAUAAUGGACGCUUUAAGGGGGGUAAGUCCAUGGGUGGAGCUGAGGGCGGGAUCCGUGUACCAGGGAUCUACCGAUGGUCAGGUCACCUGCCUGCCGGGGUCACCGUCGACCACCCCACUUCCUUGCUCGACAUGAUGCCCACUCUCCUACACCUGGCCGGCCUCCCGCCUCUUCAUCAGCUGCUCCCUAACUUGCCCUACAGGGGCUUGGAUGGGGUGAGCCUGGCUGGUCUACUGAAGAAUGGUUCUUCACCUCCUGCUCGGGUCCUCCUUCACCACUGUCAACAAGCCAUUCAUGCCCUUAGACUUGUUCAAGACAAGAAAGUGUACAAGAUGCAUAUAGCAGGUCACAAGUGGCCUGAAGGAAGCACACAGUGUGGCUGGGGAGAGGGAACCUAUUGCCAGUGUUAUGGUGACACUAUUCAACACUAUGGCCACCAACCCCUCUUGUUUGACCUCCAGAAGGACCCGUACGAGGACCAUCCCAUACCCACCAACACCACUGAAUAUAUAGACGUGACGGGGAUGCUGCAGAGGUAUCUGACCAACUGGAGGUCGCGGGUGCCCUACCCUCGCUCCCAGUUCAGGAGCGUUGUCAACACUAUAUUGUCUCCCUGGCUCCAGCCCUUCCGAUGGCCCUAGACUCGCUUGUCUUAAGGGGAAGCCCCUUACCGCUCAUAUUUUAUACGCUUUACUGUGUUUAAGGAUAUAGGCAAGAGUCCUUAGCGUUAUCACUUUAUAUGACAUGUCUAAGAAUUUAAGAAUAUGCACAAUCCAGCCACGAGGCUUUGAGGAAAAUGUAAAUAACUUCAGAUAUCGUUAUUUCGGAAAGGUUGCCAUCAGAAUUAGGUUAAAUGUCAACAGAGCAUUUCUAUACUCUAGAAAUAGAGCACAAUAAUGCACAAUUUCUAACACGGGUUAGAAAUCUCAGCAAGUCCUAAAAUUGCUCAAGAGUAAGAGGAUGAAUGUUGUAUAUUAUUGUUAGAUUAAAAAUGUCAAAGUUGAUCGGGAUAGAUUAGGUUAGGUUAGAUUUUUAUUAAGAUAUAAUAUUUUCUGGGCACUGUAAAUGUACCCAAAUUUAUUUAUUACGGUAAGACCAUAUGCAUUUACAAUUGUAUAUGAAAACAAACUAAAUAAUGUUAUUGUUAUGCAUAUAUUAUGCUAUGUAGUGUUAGCUGACUUAGAGUAUUUACUCUAGGGUGAACAGGAACAAUUUCAUCGAAUGGUAAAACGUGAAUCGAGUAAUAUGGAAAAGUGCCAAGGAUGGGAUAAAAUAUAAUUAUAUUUUAAUGACGAGAAACGAAAAUAAUGAGCAAGGUGAAUUUGAUUUUAAUAUACCAAAUAAUUUUAAAUACUAAAUUUAUUGUAUACCGUAUGCAAAUAAUUUAUGGCAGAGCUUGUCAAUGAAUAAAAUAAAGCUUUUAGAACAUAUAUUAAACAAACUAAAAUACCAUUACAGCAAUGUACUUAAAAAUUCAAUAUGUGUGGGCCGCUGCUCUUGAUGUUGAAUGUGAAAGUCUAUACAUAAAUAUUUUGUGGAAUGGUGGAAAAAAAACAUACACACAAAACCACGCUAGGCUUGUAUUUAUCCGCAGGCUACCCAUCUCUGGCCUCGACGGGAUCAGGAAGCCGGCGGCUUGUCGAAGUUUCCUCCAAUAUUUUCUGAGGAGUUACAUCUUUGCAUUGAUAUUUAUGUGUGUUGUUGUGGCUGCCUCAGCCUACAUCCUCUCCUCUGCUUCUAAGGUUAUGUAUAGUGGUGUGCGGCUUCUCUGCCUCUCAAGUUUUCAGAGCUUCAACUAAAUGCGUAAUUUAGUUACCCAAUA
Messenger RNA from Procambarus clarkii (red swamp crayfish), 3090 nucleotides. Its product is annotated as arylsulfatase H. NCBI's taxonomy places the organism in Eukaryota, Metazoa, Arthropoda, Malacostraca, Decapoda, Cambaridae. Gene Ontology annotation, molecular function: arylsulfatase activity. The record is from RefSeq and is a predicted model, not a curated record.